This is a messenger RNA of Podarcis lilfordi (Lilford's wall lizard), 12864 nucleotides long. NCBI's taxonomy places the organism in Eukaryota, Metazoa, Chordata, Lepidosauria, Squamata, Lacertidae. The record is from the annotation of a GenBank genome assembly.
AUGUCUGAGGAGCCGUCCCGCACCCUGGGCUUGUGGGCGACGCUCCUGCAGGGACCUUCGGAAAGUAGCGGCAGCGAAUGUCCGCAGCAACCAGGUGAGUUGGCUGCGCGGAUGGGCGCUGCAGGAGACCCCUCUGCUUAGGUAACACACGCAGAGGUCAGCUUCAAAUCCCAGCUACAUAGUCACGUUGAGCCGACUGCCAACUCCCAGCCUCACCUACUUAGCAGGGUUGCUGUGAGCAAGAAGUUGCGGGGGGAAACGGACGAUAUGCAACAUCUCUCCCCCCCCCCAAAAAAAGAUAAAUGGAAGGCAAUCGGAUUUGAAACACACACACCCCAUUGCCUUAUACAGUGGUAUCUCGGGUUAAGAACUUAAUUCGUUCCGGAGGUCUGUUCUUAACCUGAAACUGUUCUUAACCUGAAGCACCACUUUAGCUAAUGGGGCCUCCCGCUGCCGCUGCGUGAUUUUUGUUCUCAUCCUGAUGCAAAGUUCUUAACCCGAGGUACUAUUUCUGGGUUAGCGGAGUCUGUAACCUGAAGCGUCUGUAACCCGAGGUACCACUGUAUGUUAUACAGUUCAAAACGAGCCACCCUGUCCUAGCACGUAUUGAUGGUUCCCAUACAAAUUGGUGGAGUGGUUUAGAUGAAGUGUAACGUAUCUCAGGAGUUAAUAGCUGAGCUAUGAAGCGGGGCUUCGGGGCUCAACUCCCAGCAGCACGCCCUUCCGCACCACAUCCUAAUCAAGUAAAAAUGGUGAUUAUUAUAAUGGACACUGUUAUAACACUGGAAAGGGCUCCCUGGGGAGGUGGCGGACCCUAGGAGGUUUCUCAGCAGAGGUUGGGUGGCCAUCCCUCAUGGAUGCUUAAGCUGAGAGUCCUGCACGGCUGCGGGGCUGGAUGACCUUCGCGAUCCCUUCCAACUCUACCAUUCCGUGACUCUAUGAUUCCUGCACUCUAACGUGACAGGCAGUCAGGAUGUGGAGGGAGCUGCGUGUCUGAAUGACCCCCCUCCCGCCCCACAUGAAAUAAACCGGGAGAGAAAAGAAUAGCAGGGCAAGGUUUAGGGCCGAUUUCCCUCUGUGUGCGCAGUUAGGAACCUGGAUCACACAGGCUUGUUGCUUCUGAAAGACCUUGUGCAAAGAGCGGGGAACCUGUGGCUGUCCGGGUGUUUUCCAGACUCCUGUACAAUAUCCAUUAUCCCUGGCCAUUGGACACGUUGAAUGGGACUGGUGGGAGCUAGGAGACCCAAACGGAGAGGCACAGUUUUAAAUGUGUGAUGUUUAAAUGCGUGAUGUUUUAUUAUGUUUUUAUAUAUGUUGGAAGCAUCCCAGAGUGGCUGGGGCAACAAUAUGGGUUGGGUACAAAUAAAUUUAUUAUUAUUAUUAUUUACUCGUUGCAUUUGAGGUGGAAAAGUAGCCUUUUUUAAAACCCAUCUUUAAAGUCUCCAGCAUUCAAAUCCUUCGCAUGUUUCCUCGGAAGUAAGUUCCGUCAAGGUCAACGGAACCUGCUCCCAAGGAAGUGCACAGAGCACUGCGGUCCCCAUCCUGUCGCGCUUGCUCGGAAGCAAGUCUUCCUGUGAUCUAUGAAGGAUUCCUUUGAAAUACAGUUUGCACAGGGUUGCAACAGUGAAAUUUUCGUUUCCUCGGAAAUAAGCGUGCACAGGAUUGCAAAUUUAGCACCCCUACGCGUUUGCUCGGGAGUAAGCCCCGCCAAACUUAAAGCAAGCAGACUUAAUCACUAUCAAGCUUUUAUUACCUCGUAUUUUCCCGUUCUCGGCUGAACUUUGUAAGAUUUUAUUUGUGCGGCAAGGAAACAAACGUUUUUUGUUGCUGUUAAAUCAUUCGCAAUAGGAUCAUUUUUCGUCGUUGUGAUCCCCCUCCCUCCCUUGCUCCCGGACAGUAAAUAGCCCUUACACCAAAGUAAGCCUGGUGAAGAUCGUGGGAGCCUGCGAAUUAACUUGUUGAGCCCCGUCCAGCCUAAGAGCAGAAAAGGGUUGGCAAACUGGGGCGCGGGAGCGACUUUAGCAAGACAAAACUGCAAAGGUGGGAAAGCCUGCAUUGGAAAAUGUGCAUUAGCUGCAAUUCCAAACCCAUUCCCUGGCCCUGAGCUCGGCGGGGAGACCUCUGCACAGCCCCGCCUCUUGAGAAAGCGGCAAAGGGAUGGGGGGGUUUUGUGAAGAAGUGAAGGCAUAGAAUAAUUGUAACAUGCAGCAAGAAUUGGAAGUUGGGGGAACCAUGGAUGGUGGCGAAAUCCUAUGUUGACUGAAUGAAUGUUUAAUUUGCAAUGUUAUUGAAUUAUUGCUUAUUUUUGCAAAUUUCUAUAAGUGAAAAAAAUUAAAAGAGAAAGCUGCAAAAACCUGUACGUACAUUUGCAGCCGAAUAAAGCACCGCAACACACAGACGCACAACCAAGAAUUUGUCAAUGACCUGCUGCAGUGUACAAGCCCAAGUAAAUGAUAGUAAUAGCCACAUAUAUUGAUUCUUUUUAAGAGGAGAGAGGCGAGGGAAAGUUAGCAUGGGGACAUGGCUAGAGAAAAGGGUAAUUACGCAUUCGGAUGGAAAUUUUUCCAUUCUAGCUUUCCCUCCUCUCUUUUUACCCCUGAACAGUCAGUCGACCAAUCUGUAUAGGAAUAACAAACACCAUACUAACCUAAGCAGGGCUUAUCAGGAUUUCUGAGCUAAUGUAUGCGGACGCUUUAGGAAUGUACAGUAUUUCAUUGUGGUGGGGGCUACAGAGUGGCGUAUACUGGCGUUGUGUUUAGCAGUCUGGUUUUGUACUUUCUCCCAAUAAAGCAACAUUUCUUCCACACCAUCACCUCCGUCUCGCUAAACUGGCGGGGGCGGGGCGGGGGGCACCACUGCAUGGCUUGCCUCAGGCCUCUGGCUAAAAAUGUCUCGAGCCGCUCCUGCAUCUUACACAUCAAGCUGCUCUACUUGGAAGGAGCUUCUGCAAUCUGGUCCCCUCCAGAUAUUGGUUUUCUUCCAGUCAGAGAUUUUGCCAAUGUUUUAGGAUGUCUUUUUUCUUUACAAUAAAGGUAUGAAAAGACGCUGACAAAAAACCCCACACAUACAUUAAGCAAAAUAGAAACAUCGCCACCCCACCCACCCUGCCCCCCUCCACCUCUUUCUCCCUUUUCUUCCUAAUGUAAUACUAAUGUCUCAACAAAUGAAACUGAUCUGUAGAAAAAGUAACUUGAAAAAAGAGACAUUGCACAUACUUUUGUAAACCAAGAAAUCUUGAAUAAAAAUACGAAUAAUAAUAAUAAUAAUAAAGGUAUGAAAAGUUCAGAAUUUUGUUUCCUGGAUUAUUGUUUGGAGGAAACAAAAUGUAGGUCUAUACAGAUACUGACAAUAAUGAUUUCUGUGAAACUUCAUUAUGAGGUUUUGGAUUUCAUCCUAAAAUUUUACUAACUUGAGUAACUAGACAAACUGAGGCUAAAGGUUCCCUAGGGAUUGAGGCAACUUACAAUAUUAUAAACUUCCUGUAUUAAGGAUGACAUCCUUCCCAUGCCCCACUUAAGAGCUGCUCCCUGCUUUGAAGUGGUUGAGGUGUUCCAGGGAUUCUGUAAAGGUAAAGGGACCCCUGACCAUUCAGUCCAGUCAUGGCCAACUCUGGGGUUGCAGUGUCAUCUUGCUUUAUUGGCCGAGGGAGCCGGCGUACAGCUUCCGGGUCAUGUGGCCAGCAUGACUAAGCCGCUUCUGGCAAACCAGAGCAGCGCACAGAAACGCCGUUUACCUUCCCGCCAGAGCGGUACCUAUUUAUCUACUUGCACUUUGACAUGCUUUCGAACUGCUAGGUUGGCAGGAACAGGGACCGAGCAACGGGAGCUCACCUUGUCACGGGGAUUCGAACCGCCGACUUUCUGAUCAGCAAGCCCUAGGCUCUGUGGUUUAACUAAUAAUUUCUUGUUUGCAUGUUCCACCCCUAUUGCUACUUCCCAUCCAGCUCAUCCAGGGGGUUAAUUGUGUUUUGUCUCUUGAUUUGCUGGGUUCCAUUCCAUACCUGCAGAGUGGAGAGGGAAGUGUCAAUUGCUAAUUUCCUUUUGUAGGGGAGAAUGAUGUUCCUAAAGGUGACAUGAUGUUAUAGCACCACAAGGGGAGAAGUUGGCUCCUGCUGAAUUGGCUCCUGUGGAAUUUCCCCUAGUGGAAGAGGGUGCUCAGAAGCAGCAAGAGGCUGGUGGGUCUGCAGAAGUGCCUGCAGAGAUUUUACCUCUUGGGUGCCCCAAGAUGGUCUGUGGGUGAGGGGACCUGUCUCAGUGCUGGGGGCAGGACCCCGGGUCACCCAGAGUCCUGUGGGUUUGGGGGAAGAAAGUCACUUGGGAAAUUGCAUGUCUUUGUUUAGCACCAUAAGUAAGCAAAGAGGCAGCAAUAUUUUGAUUUAGAGUUUGAGGACAGAGGAUGAAGUAGAGGUGGGGGGGGGAGAGAGAAAUGGAGAAGGGCAUUUUUCAUGUACCAGAGAGGAAGCAGCAGGGAUCCUGAAAUUGUGUCUUGGAGUGACAGGCAAGAACUGCUUCGGGAAUGGGGUGUGAGUUUGGAGGCCCUGACCUACAACCCAGAAGGAAUAGCAGCUGCCCAGAAAGACUGAACCUGUGAAUUAACCAGAAUGGACUGGAAAAUGUAGACUGGACUAUUUGAUUUACUCAAGAGGAGGGAUUCUGUUGAAACCCCAAGCAAGCUACUGCAGCAAGUGAGGGGGUUCCUGCUCUUGGGACUGUGUACUAAUUUAACGUGAGGAUGCUUCUGGAAAGUCUUGUCAGUUUUUAAAAUGCUGUUGAUCUGUGUUUUGCAUGUUUAUUAUGAUGAAAACUGUUAAUGAAGGCAAAGGGCUGCUUACCAGGGUCUGGGGAGGACAUGGGAGGGCAUUGGAGCUUCCUAGGACCCUCCCUCAACCUUCCCAGACAAGUGAGACGGCACUUUCCUUACCAUCCUCAGAGAUGCUCCCAGAACCCUCAUUCCUGCCUUCUCAGAGGCCGGUAAGGAAGGCAGCUCCUCGUUUCUCAGGCUUUGGGAUAGGCACAUGAGGGUUAGGGUUAGGAACACUGCCAGAGCUUCACACUGCCUUCCCAAAGCCCAGUAGGUGGGUGCAUUGGAAGGCAGGGAUAAGUAAAUGGAGAGCAGAGAGCCAUGGGUUUCCCCAGCUCUCCAUUUAUUUUUUAGUUUCCUCCCCACCCAUGCAAGGUCUUUAUUGCAUAAGAGAUUCAAGUGCAAGUUGUAGGCUUCCACAGCCUUCCACAGUUCUCAAGUUUUGGGUCUGCCUGAAGAGCUGAAACCAGGCACUCUCACUCUGUCACAUGCAGGCCUGUGGAAAGCUUGUAUGAGGCCUGGGCAGGAGUCUUGUUAGAAUAAAGUUAUAAACUCAAACAAAAAAAGCAGCUGGUUCCUGGCUUAGCUGUCCAAGGGCUGGGGCAAGUAUACCUAGCUGCCUCUUCCCUGGUCACAUGCACUACUCAUUAUAGCAUGCUGGCUCAUGGUCCUUCAUUAAUCUUUCUGUCUCGUGGGUGCAAACCAUGCCCCCCCAUAGGUUGGGAGACGUAGCAAAAGGGCAGAUCCCUGUGGGGUGUCACCCUUUGCCUCCCACUGGGCAGUCUACUGCCUGCAGCAUGGCAGGCCUCUCCACAUCCACUAACAAACCCUCGUGGUGUGUAGGGUCCACUUUGCCCCCUCCUGUGCAGAAGCAGCUCUGAUUAGCACUUUUCCAAGCAGAAAAAAAAUUGCUUAAAAGAAUUAAAGAGUUGUAGCAGCUGCAGCUGCAGGGAGCAAAGUUUCUAAAAGCCUCCCUUCCUUCCCUUUCCAAGAUAACCUGGCUGCUGUCUCCUUUGUCCUUGAUGCAUUCCUGUGGUUGUUGUGGGAGGGAAGAAAUGCACGCACACCAAAUCCUGAGCUUCCUUCCCAUCUGUGCAGAAUCCUAGCUUCUCCCUCCAUAGUUGGUCAAGGAGCUCAAAGUGUUUUCAUGGGCCUGAUUUACUCUUGAAGUAGCCUUGAGAAGGUAGGCUGCGGAGAGGGGAGAGAAGGCAAGGUCACCAAGGAGUUCCAUGGCCGAGAGGGGAUUUGUUCUUUAUUUGCACCUGGCACUUAUUGCUGGUGCCCCUUGGGACUCGUAGCUAGCAGGAGUCGGGAAUUGUGUGUGCCCAAUCUGAGAGUAAGGGGAAGGGAACUGAUGGGCAGUGCCACCCCAUGGGUUAGUGGCAAGUGAGAAGGCAGGGCUGGUGGAGAAGGGGGCACUGGCUGAUACUGGUGGGGCAGUGACCCAUUUGCCCAGUUGGGCUGGUCUCCCCUGUGGCCAAGCCUAGUUCCCCUUCGUUUAUUUUUGUAAUCCUUGCUCAGCUUCUUAGCGCUUCUCUCCCAGCUCAUUCUGCAGGCAUCACAAAGCACUUUGGCUGCAUGCAAACGUGCACCUUUAAAGUACAUUCAAAGCACAUUUUCCCUCUCAGAGACUUCCAGCCACUGUGGCGUGUUAAGGGUUGCUGGGAAUGGUACCUCUGUGGGACUUAUACCCCACCCUACCCCCAUUCUCCAACAGUGUGAGAUUCCAGGGGUUCCGGAUGGCUACCCAAGGUUUAUGUUUCCUUUUGGAAAUGAGGCACAGUGGAGACACCGGUGUCUUCAUGAUAUAUGGGUUACAUAUAUAUACAGCCUGAGCCUACGAUGCAGGGCUUCACAGCAUUAACACCCCCAAAAGGGUCUUGUUUCUCCUAUAGCCACAGCCUUGGAUUCAAUGAGAUAUCUGGCAUGGCUCUGUCUCUCUGCUUGCUGCUUUCCUCCCCGUCACAACACUGCAGACUCAGCUCUAAACUCUGACUUUUGUCCUUCUCACUAUCUGCAAGUUGAGGGAGGGGCCCCACCCAUUUGCUGUCUCUCACCGUUAGUAACUUUUCUGUUAGUAACUUGUCUAUUAUUUCUUUUGCACAUCUGUGAAAAUAUGUCCCUUUUUCUAAAUCAUUUCUAAAACACAUAAAUUUUUAAAUGGCAAUUAGUUACUAGGGUGGCUGAAGCCACCGUGGUCCAACCGAAGGCCUCUCUGAGGCUUGUGUUUGUGGAGCAGUCCUGUGCCUCCUACAAGUCUGAGACGCCCAUACCUGCUUUGGAAGAUAGCAGCAUCAUAUGACGGCAGCUGCCAGGCGAGCUGGCUGGGCAGGUGGCUGCUGCAGGGGACUGCUCUGCUUAGGCUAAUAGCAGGUUGGUGUGUCUAACUUCAGGCAGGGCUGGCCCUAAUCUUUUUGGCACCAGAGGGGAACCACAGAACGAUCCAGCUGUCCACCUGCCAGUUUAGGGAGAUGGAGGUGGUGGUGUGGGGGGGGGGGACAUGCUUUAUGUGGAAAAGUACAAAACCAGACUUCUCAACACAACUCCAGUACACACCACUCUGUAGCCCCCACACAAUGAAGUGGCAGUGCUUUGUACACUCUGGGCUGUUUCAGAGGUGACCCGCUUUGAGCAUGCCAAUUCCAAUACCAAGGGUCACUGCCUGAGCUCUGCAUUGCCUUCACCCUGCCUGCCCGAUGCACACAGGAACACGCUCAGAUGUCAGUUUCAAAUCCUAGUUUCCCCAUAGAGUCCACAUGGUCACACCUUGGGCCUAUUACAGCCUCCUUGAGCCAUCCAAGUUCUGCUUAAAAACCUCUAAGCCCACCCACUUCCGUUCCACCAUUGAACACCUCUUACCCUCAGAAGCCUCUUCCUGACCAUAGUCAGAAUCUCAGCACCAGGAAGAACUUUCUGACAGCAAGAACUGUGGGUUCUGACACGUACCUUGUAGCGGUGGGGACCACCAUCCUUCUCCAAGCCGUGAGGUGCAUAUUUAUAGGAUCGGAAUACAAAACCCCUGUCCUUGGCUUUGAGGUCAUAAAUACAGAUUCAUUUGAAAUGGUGAAUGUUGCGUGGCCAACAGAAACUAAUAUUGUCUCUUUCCUUAAAAGAAUUGGGCCUCGAUCCCAAAGAAGGACAAGGUCCACUUCUCCAGGAUUUCAAACAGGAGGAGACAUCAGCAGGUAGGUGUUUUAUUGUGUUGUGGGGCCCUUUUUUGCUCUGGGCAGAGAGGGAAGGGAGAGCUGUUGCCUUCAUGUCCUUCUUCUGGACUCCCUAUCUACAUCUAGUUGGCCCAUUUGGGGUUCUUGGACUAGGCUUGCGGGGGGGGGGGGAUGUGGUCCUCAAAGCCCCUCUUGAUAGCACUCAGUACUUCCCACAUGACACAUCUCCCUCCCCAAGUCAUGACCCUUGCCUUGCCCUGCUUCAUGGGACAUCCUUUCCCUUGGGGAAAGCCACAGCUCGGUGGAAUAGCACACACUUUGCAUGUGAAGCUCCCUGACAUCUUCAGAUGGAGGGCGCUAUACAAAUUUAAUAGUAAUAAUAAUAAAAUGCAGAAGGUCCUAGCUUUCUCUGGCCUCUCCAGUAGCCUCACCGGAAGCCCUGCAGUCAUAGUCAGAGAGUACAGGACUGAGCCUGACUCAGUACCUGGUAGAUUUCCAUGUUCCUAUAUUUAUAUGGACCAUCACUUUGGACCACAGCCAAAUCCAUAAGAACCACAGAGGAGUGACCAAGGGUCACUGCCUGAGCUCUGCAUUGCCUUCACCCUGCCUGCCCGAUGCACACGGGAACACGCUCAGAUGUCAGUUUCAAAUCCUAGUUUCCCCAUAGAGUCCACAUGGUCACACCUUGGGCCUAUUACAGCCUCCUUGAGCCAUCCAAGUUCUGCUUAAAAACCUCUAAGCCCACCCACUUCCGUUCCACCAUUGAACACCUCUUACCCUCAGAAGCCUCUUCCUGACCAUAGUCAGAAUCUCAGCACCAGGAAGAACUUUCUGACAGCAAGAACUGUGGGUUCUGACACGUACCUUGUAGCAGUGGGGACCACCAUCCUUCUCCAAGCCAUGAGGUGCAUAUUUAUAGGAUCGGAAUACAAAACCCCUGUCCUUGGCUUUGAGGUCAUAAAUACAGAUUCAUUUGAAAUGGUGAAUGUUGCGUGGCCAACAGAAACUAAUAUUGUCUCUUUCCUUAAAAGAAUUGGGCCUCGAUCCCAAAGAAGGACAAGGUCCACUUCUCCAGGAUUUCAAACAGGAGGAGACAUCAGCAGGUAGGUGUUUUAUUGUGUUGUGGGGCCCUUUUUUGCUCUGGGCAGAGAGGGAAGGGAGAGCUGUUGCCUUCAUGUCCUUCUUCUGGACUCCCUAUCUGCAUCUAGUUGGCCCAUUUGGGGUUCUUGGACUGGGCUUGCGGGGGGGGGGAUGUGGUCCUCAAAGCCCCUCUUGAUAGCACUCAGUACUUCCCACAAGUCAUGACCCUUGCCUUGCCCUGCUUCAUGGGACAUCCUUUCCUUUGGGGAAAGCCACAGCUCGGUGGAAUAGCACACACUUUGCAUGUGAAGCUCCCUGACAUCUUCAGAUGGAGGGCGCUAUACAAAUUUAAUAGUAAUAAUAAUAAAAUGCAGAAGGUCCUAGCUUUCUCUGGCCUCUCCAGUAGCCUCACCGGAAGCCCUGCAGUCAUAGUCAGAGAGUACAGGACUGAGCCUGACUCAGUACCUGGUAGAUUUCCAUGUUCCUAUAUUUAUAUGGACCAUCACUUUGGACCACAGCCAAAUCCAUAAGAACCACAGAGGAGUGACCAAGGGUCACUGCCUGAGCUCUGCAUUGCCUUCACCCUGCCUGCCCGAUGCACACGGGAACACGCUCAGAUGUCAGUUUCAAAUCCUAGUUUCCCCAUAGAGUCCACAUGGUCACACCUUGGGCCUAUUACAGCCUCCUUGAGCCAUCCAAGUUCUGCUUAAAAACCUCUAAGCCCACCCACUUCCGUUCCACCAUUGAACACCUCUUACCCUCAGAAGCCUCUUCCUGACCAUAGUCAGAAUCUCAGCACCAGGAAGAACUUUCUGACAGCAAGAACUGUGGGUUCUGACACGUACCUUGUAGCGGUGGGGACCACCAUCCUUCUCCAAGCCGUGAGGUGCAUAUUUAUAGGAUCGGAAUACAAAACCCCUGUCCUUGGCUUUGAGGUCAUAAAUACAGAUUCAUUUGAAAUGGUGAAUGUUGCGUGGCCAACAGAAACUAAUAUUGUCUCUUUCCUUAAAAGAAUUGGGCCUCGAUCCCAAAGAAGGACAAGGUCCACUUCUCCAGGAUUUCAAACAGGAGGAGACAUCAGCAGGUAGGUGUUUUAUUGUGUUGUGGGGCCCUUUUUUGCUCUGGGCAGAGAGGGAAGGGAGAGCUGUUGCCUUCAUGUCCUUCUUCUGGACUCCCUAUCUGCAUCUAGUUGGCCCAUUUGGGGUUCUUGGACUAGGCUUGCGGGGGGGGGGAUGUGGUCCUCAAAGCCCCUCUUGAUAGCACUCAGUACUUCCCACAUGACACAUCUCCCUCCCCAAGUCAUGACCCUUGCCUUGCCCUGCUUCAUGGGACAUCCUUUCCCUUGGGGAAAGCCACAGCUCGGUGGAAUAGCACACACUUUGCAUGUGAAGCUCCCUGACAUCUUCAGAUGGAGGGCGCUAUACAAAUUUAAUAGUAAUAAUAAUAAAAUGCAGAAGGUCCUAGCUUUCUCUGGCCUCUCCAGUAGCCUCACCGGAAGCCCUGCAGUCAUAGUCAGAGAGUACAGGACUGAGCCUGGCUCAGUACCUGGUAGAUUUCCAUGUUCCUAUAUUUAUAUGGACCAUCACUUUGGACCACAGCCAAAUCCAUAAGAACCACAGAGGAGUGACCAAGGGUCACUGCCUGAGCUCUGCAUUGCCUUCACCCUGCCUGCCCGAUGCACACGGGAACACGCUCAGAUGUCAGUUUCAAAUCCUAGUUUCCCCAUAGAGUCCACAUGGUCACACCUUGGGCCUAUUACAGCCUCCUUGAGCCAUCCAAGUUCUGCUUAAAAACCUCUAAGCCCACCCACUUCCGUUCCACCAUUGAACACCUCUUACCCUCAGAAGCCUCUUCCUGACCAUAGUCAGAAUCUCAGCACCAGGAAGAACUUUCUGACAGCAAGAACUGUGGGUUCUGACACGUACCUUGUAGCGGUGGGGACCACCAUCCUUCUCCAAGCCGUGAGGUGCAUAUUUAUAGGAUCGGAAUACAAAACCCUGUCCUUGGCUUUGAGGUCAUAAAUACAGAUUCAUUUGAAAUGGUGAAUGUUGCGUGGCCAACAGAAACUAAUAUUGUCUCUUUCCUUAAAAGAAUUGGGCCUCGAUCCCAAAGAAGGACAAGGUCCACUUCUCCAGGAUUUCAAACAGGAGGAGACAUCAGCAGGUAGGUGUUUUAUUGUGUUGUGGGGCCCUUUUUUGCUCUGGGCAGAGAGGGAAGGGAGAGCUGUUGCCUUCAUGUCCUUCUUCUGGACUCCCUAUCUGCAUCUAGUUGGCCCAUUUGGGGUUCUUGGACUGGGCUUGCGGGGGGGGGGGAUGUGGUCCUCAAAGCCCCUCUUGAUAGCACUCAGUACUUCCCACAUGACACAUCUCCCUCCCCAAGUCAUGACCCUUGCCUUGCCCUGCUUCAUGGGACAUCCUUUCCUUUGGGGAAAGCCACAGCUCGGUGGAAUAGCACAUACUUUGCAUGUGAAGCUCCCUGAGAUCUUCAGAUGGAUGGCGCUAUACAAAUUUAAUAGUAAUAAUAAUAAAAUGCAGAAGGUCCUAGCUUUCUCUGGCCUCUCCAGUAGCCUCACCGGAAGCCCUGCAGUCAUAGUCAGAGAGUACAGGACUGAGCCUGACUCAGUACCUGGUAGAUUUCCAUGUUCCUAUAUUUAUAUGGACCAUCACUUUGGACCACAGCCAAAUCCAUAAGAACCACAGAGGAGUGAUUUGUUCCCAGUUUGGUUUCUCCCCCAUUCUUGCUCACAUCUAUCCCACCCCCAGCACAGUUGCAUCCGAUGAGGAGGACAAGGAAGCACAGCUGUGCUUAAUGACAGAAGGUGGGAGGCAGAGCAGGAAGAAGCUUGUUUUGUUGUCUUGAAACUGCAGCGUAUUCAGAAGCUAACCUCAGGUUCAACUGGGCAUAGAGAGAAGAAGGGGGAGAUGCUAGAAAAUUGUAAAAUCAGAGGUGCAGGGAACCGGGCCCAAUCCAUAAUGAGAGUCUCUUAUUCUGCUUUGCAAUUUGAACGACAUUUUCUUUUUCUCCCUCCCUCAAAGCAGACAGUGAGCAGAACAGUGAGAAUUAUGGGGAGCCACACUUGGUGUCAUUAGAAAAGGUGAAGACUGAAGAAGAGGAAGAUAUGUUUGUAUAUCGAGAACCCCAAGAGCAUUUGAAGAGUGAUUCAGAUACUGACAGUGCAGAUUCCUCCUCUUCUGAUGUACCCCUGAAUAUACAGGUGGUAGAUUUCAAAGAAGAAAGCCCAGAAACAGAUGUCAUGCAGAGCACUCCAUAUCAGUAUCAACCACAGUUUAAUGCACAACACAACAGCAACACAGGAGGGGGAUCAUUUCAAUGCCAUGAGUGUGGAAUACUCUCAACAUGCCACAGUAGCUUCGUUAAGCAUCAAAGAAUCCACACAGGAGAGAAACCAUAUGGAUGUCCUUUGUGUGGAAAGUAUUUCAAUCAGAGUGGAUCACUUACUCAACAUAUAAGAACCCACACAGGGGAGAAGCCAUUCAGAUGUACUGAGUGUGGAAAGUGUUUCACUCAGCAGGGAAGCCUUACUCAACAUCGAAGGAUCCACACAGGGGAGAAACCGCAUGAAUGCCAGGAGUGCGGAAAGCGCUUCACUGAGCGUGGAAGUUAUACUCGACAUCGAAGAAUCCACACAGGGGAGAAGCCAUAUAAAUGCCAGGAUUGUGGAAUGUGCUUCACUCAGAGUGGAACCCUUGCUCAACAUCGAAGAAUCCAUACAAAGGAGAAACCAUACAAAUGCAAGAAGUGUGGAAAGUGCUUCAGUCAGAGUGCAACUCUUAAGCAACAUCAAAAAACCCACAAGUAG